Molecule: messenger RNA, 2634 nt
Organism: Adineta ricciae
Lineage: Eukaryota; Metazoa; Rotifera; Eurotatoria; Adinetida; Adinetidae
Source: the annotation of a GenBank genome assembly
AUGUCAUCCACUACCCGAUUUCAAGGAUCUAGCAUCCAAAACUAUUUACUUCUCUGGUUGGAUGAUCGAUUCCAUCAAAAUUCGAAGGACGUACUCGCACAACUGCGCAAUGUUGUUAAUGAAAUCAAUGUGUUUACGCAGUCGGAUGAAUGUGUUGACUUUCUUACGGAUAUCGACGAUCGAAUAGUGUUCCUUAUAGUGUCGGAAAUGUUGAGCAAACAAUUAGUACCUCUUAUUCAUGAUGUUCCUCAUCUGUAUCGUAUUUAUAUCUUUGAUGAAAUUGAAACAUCAUGCAACGAAUGGGCGAAAGUUGUCGGAUCCUUUACUGAAAUCAAGCUCCUAUGCGACUCGCUUCGAGCAUCGGCACGUCAAUGUGAUUAUGCCAUGAUACCCAUAAGCUUCAUUGCAAAGCAGUCUCAGAAAACGACACCAUUAUUAGGUGAGCACAAUCUCGAUCAAUUGGAACCAACCUACAUGUACUCAAUGAUAUUCAAAGAAAUUCUAUUAGAAUUCAACGAUGACAAUGUUACAGACUCUUUGAAAGAUCUUAUCAACUAUUGUCAGCAACAGGGUGUUUCUGAAUCUCAGUUGAAUCGUUUUCAACAUGAGUAUCAUAACCAAUCGUCGAUUUGGUGGUAUACUAGUGGUACUUUUAUCUACGGUAUGCUCAAUUGUGCUCUGCGAACAUUCAAUACGGAAGCAAUGAUCAAAAUGGGUUUUCUUAUACGAAAACUUCAUCAACAACUGGAAACGCUUCAUAAAGAACAGUCGAAUACACUUGAUAAUCGACUGACGGUUUAUCGUGGCCAAGGACUUAGUCAACAAGAUUUUCAACAUCUGCUUGAUAUUAAGGGUGGUCUUCUCGCAUUUAACAGUUUCUUAUCCACUAGUAGAGAUCACGAUGUUGCUUGGGCUUUUGCUGAAAGUAUAUUGGACCAAGAUAAUGGAAUAGUGAGCGUGAUUUUUAUUAUGACAGUUAAUUCGGAGUCGACUACUCCAUUUGCAUCGAUCGACGCAUACAGUGCUAUGAGAACAGAAGAAGAAAUUCUCUUCUCAAUGCAUAGUGUCUUUCGCGUGGUCGAAAUAAAACCCUCAAUGAGAAACAAUCUUGUGUGGGAAGUACAAGCGACAUUGACCGAUGACAACGAUCCACAACUUGCCGGACUCAUGGAUCGAAUGCAAAAGGAAAUCGACGGCAAAGGAUGGCAUCGCAUGGGUAAACUGAUGAUUAGAGUAGGCCAUUUCACUCAAGCUGAAAUGCUUUUCACCGAAUUACUCAAGAAGACCACGACUGAGAAUGGCAAAACAUCUUGCUACUACCAACUCGGAGAGAUACGAAUUCACCAAGGACAGUACAGAGAAGCUAUCUCAUUCUAUGAGAAAACUUUAAAGAUCCUGCUGAACGCUUUGAAAAAAGACGAUCGUGCAUUGGCUAACGUUUACAAUAAUAUCGGACUGGCCUAUAGAAGAAUGUCUAACCACACGAAUGCACUCGAAUUCUAUCAAAAAGCAAUCAGCUUAAAAAGAAAAUUCCUGUCGGCGAGUGACCCUGAUUUGGCUGUGUCAUACAAUAACAUCAGUUCUGUAUAUGACGAUAUUGGUCAGUAUUCAAAAGCGCUCAAAUUUUCUGAAGAGGCCCGUCGAAUCUGGGAAAUGACUCUGCCGUCAAACCACCCCAUGUUGGCUUCAUGUUACCACAACAUUGGUCAAAUAGCUAGCAAAACAGGUAUCUACACGAAGGCACUUGAAUUUUAUGAUAAGGCGCUAAAAAUUUGGAAAUUAUCUCUUCCGCCGAAUCAUCCUGAAUUUGCUCUCUCUUACAAUAAUAUUGCUGCGAUUCAUAGUAAGGUCGGUAAUUAUUUAAAAGCAAUCGAAUUUUAUACAAAAUCGAUCCAAAUUAAAGAAAAAGCCAUUCCACUAAAUUAUCGUUCAUUAUCCACUUCAUACAGUAACAUCGGCACAGUGUAUAUCAGCAUGUUUGACUUUUUGAAAGCACUCGAAUUUUGCGCAAAAGCUUGUGGUAUUCUGGAAGAUAAUCUUCCUUUGAAUGAUCCUGCGUUUGCGUCAUGUUACAACAAUCUUGCUCAGGUACAUGCCGCAAUGAUGAAUCAUCCAAAAGCAUUCGAAUUUUGUCAGAAAGCAUAUCAGGUUUUGCAAAUAACUGCCUUACCAGACUAUUCACUAUUGGCUACAGUAUGCAACAACAUUGGGCAAUUGCAUAGCAUUGCAGGUGAUCACCUGAAAGCACUUGAAUCCUUUGGAAAGGCACAGAAAAUAUAUGAACAAUACCUCCCUCCUAGUCAUCCCUCAUUAGCCACUUUGUACAAUAACAUUGGCCAACUAUAUUGCAACAUGGGUGAAUAUUUCAAGGCACUGGCGUUCAUGGAAAAGUCGAACGAUAUUUUCAAAAAUUGCCUUCCUUUCGAACAUCUUGAUUUAGCUGCCAGUUACUGGAACAUGGGCGAAGUGUGCAAAAUGAUGACUCAGUAUUCCAAAGCACUUCAAUGUCUAGAGAGAGCGCUUCAAAUUUUCGAAAAAGUUCUUCCGUCAAAUCAUACAUAUCUCGAACUAUUGAAACGUUCGAUUAACAAUGUGAAAGAAAUCACCCGAUUGGAACGACACCACAUGCAAUAG